This is a messenger RNA of Clunio marinus, 2031 nucleotides long. The record is from the annotation of a GenBank genome assembly. NCBI's taxonomy places the organism in Eukaryota, Metazoa, Arthropoda, Insecta, Diptera, Chironomidae.
GAUUUCAGUUUUUCAUACGAUCCUCAGGAGGAACCACUUCCUCCGAGAUUUCCGAUUAAUCAGAAAAUUUUGUCAACAGAAGAAGCUGUAUAAAACUAUAUUAUUAUGGCAGAUUUCUCCCAUCUUGUGACUUCAAAAGUUAACAUCGGUCUUGUUCAAGAACUGGCAUGUAAUGAACUUCUUAAUAUACUUGAUAAAUGUGAAGGAACAAAGGUUUUAAUGUGGGAUGAAUCUCUAACAGGUCCAACAAGUCUAAUUGCUAAGCCAUCGCUUCUAAAAGAGCGAAACGUUGUAAAAAUGUUUCCAAUCAAACCUGGCGAUUUACCAAAUGUCGAAGUACGAAAUUUUAUUUUCAUAACUAGACCAAAUUUACAACUGAUGAAUGCAAUCGCAUCAAAUAUCCAUAGCGAAGAGCGAAAAAGUAAAGUUUAUUCUAAGAAUUUUCAUCUUUACUUCAUGCCAGCCAAGUCGCUCCUUUGUGAAGAUCAAUUAAAAUUGAAAGGCGUCUUGGGAUCAUUUCAAGUAAUUGAUAAUUUCAAAUGUCAGCUGUUUCCGUUUGAUAGUGAUGUCGUUUCUAUGGAGUAUUGUGAUGCAUACAAAGAGCUAUAUAUUGAAGGAGAUCUCACUUGUUUGCACCAAUCAGCAGCAGCUCUCUGCACAUUACAAAAGCUUUAUGGAAAAAUCCCGAAGAUUGUCGGCAAAGGAAGAUUUGCUGAAAAAGUUAAGGAGCUUGUGAAAACAAUGACAUUUAAUGAGAAUGUUGGAGGAAACGACAAAGGUUCCAUUGAUCAACUGAUUAUUUUAGACAGAUCGAUAGACAUUUUAAGCGCUCUCGCAACUCAACUCACUUAUGAAGGUCUCAUAGAUGAAUUCUAUGGAAUUAAUAAUACAACAGUGUCGUUUCCGGCAGAAAAAUUUGCUUCACCAUCCGAAGAUAUUAAUUUUAGCAGAGUAGCUACGUCAUCUGAAAAGAAACAAAUUAUGUUAAAUUCUAGAGAAGAAUUAUAUGUUGAGCUGCGUGAUAAAAACUUCAACGCUGUAGGAAGAGUCUUGUCGAGAUUAGCUAAAUUUAUAACGUCUGCUGCUAAUGAACGUCACGGUGAGAAAACAAUUCAAGAGCUGAAAAAAAUUGUUGAAACUCUGCCAAAGUUUAAAGCUAACGAAACAUCAUUUUCAACUCACACAACGAUUGCAACUCUCAUUAAAGAUCACAUUUCGCAAUAUGAAUUUCUAGACGAAUUGUCAUGCGAACAGCAUUUCAUGAUGUGUGUUGAUUUAGAUAAAUCAAAUGAUUACAUCGAAAACAUGAUUUACAAACAAAAACCAAUUGAAAAAGUUUUGAGAUUGAUAUGUAUGCAGAGUGCCGCUGGAAAUGGGUUAAAGCAAAAGGUUUUGGAUAGCUACAAAAAGGAAAUCAUUCAUUCAUAUGGAAUGGAUUCUCUUUUAAAAUUAGGAAAACUUGAGAAAUCUGGAUUGAUAAGAAUACAGUCAGGAAGUCGUUCAUACAAUAUUUUAAGGAAAACCCUUAAUCUAACAGUCGAGGAUUUUGAAGAUUUUCAAGAAGUUACUCCAAAGGAUAUCAGUUAUGUUCACAGUUUCUACGCGCCACUUUCCAUCAGAAUUAUUGAGCAUUCAAUGAAACCUUUAGGUUGGAGUGGCCUCAAUGAUAUUCUUUCAUGCAUUCCAGAACCAUCUUUUGAAGACUACCAGAUGACAAACAUUUCAUCAUCGGGAAGAAGAGAUUCACUAGUCAGUGAGAUAUCACAGUCAGAUAUACCCAAAGUUAUUUUAGUUUUCUUUAUUGGUGGAUGCACUUUUGCUGAGAUUUCAGCAUUGAGAUUUCUCUCACAACAAGAGGAAAAUAAUGUGGAAUUUGUUAUAGUGACAACAAAAAUUAUUAACAAGAAUACAUUUAUAUCAAGUAUAAUUAACCAAUAAUGCAAUGAACAUAUAUUCAUAUAAUAUGCUUAAGUUUAUGUUGAUAUAAAUACCUAAAUAAACGAAAUUUAUAACGGAAAGAAAAACUUUAAA